UCGGAAUUGUUUUACAGUGUGAGCCGGGAGUACACGCGAACCGCAGUCGCUAACUCAGUAGGGCGCCAGACGGAGGCCCGGCAACAUUUACGCUUGCUCCCUUACUGAUCCUCCAAAGAAAUAUUAGCGAUACAUCGAGCGUGAAAAGCUCAUACUUUUGUCGCUAUAGUGAUCUUGUUAUUACUUUAAUACGACUUUAGUAUAUGUUUAAAAAUAGAAUGAACUUUUUUAAAAGUGCACUUUGUGAAUUAGUGAUUACGUCAUAAGCCGUAGCGCGUAAUUCGUAGCAGCGUAGCAGCGUAGGGGUGUAGCGUGAGGGUCAGAGACCGCGAGGCGCGGUCGAUAGCAGGUAGCUUACAUAACUUCGCGGUCUGUUCACCCCAAUUGUAUAUCUAACUAGAAAUAUGAUGGACGAGAAAAGUGAACGUCUACAACUUCAGCCCGUUUCUGAGCCAGUAACGCCGCGCCGAGAGGCUGAUAACGAUGCCAAUACCGAUAAUGGCCGAACUGGGGCAACAGAGGAGACGGAGUAUGACCCACAUGAUCAUCGAGAACUCGAAAACCCAACUAACAAUAUGGAGACGUUGGUGCAUCUGCUCAAAUGCAGUCUUGGCACCGGUAUCCUCGCGAUGCCGCAAGCGUUCGCCCGCGCCGGUCUGAUCACAGGAAUUUUGGGAACAAUAUUGGGAGGCAUACUCGUUACACACUGUUUGAAAGUAUUGCUACGCUCGCAGUACGAGGCCUGUCGCGCGCGUCGUGUACCUCAACUUGCAUACCCACAAGCAGCGGCGGCGGCGCUGUCCCACGGCCCGGGAUUCCUGCGUCGGCUUUCGAAACCAGCUCCUGCCCUUGUUGACGCCUUCCUCGUCCUAUAUCAGCUCGGCAUCUGUUGUGUUUACAUCGUUUUUAUCUCUGAUAACCUAAAAAAGGUGGUCGACCCGAUACGAGAGCUGCCAGUGGAGGUGUACACAGGUGCAUUGCUUUUACCACUGGUCGCCUUCAACCUGAUUCCAAGUCUUAAGCUGCUCGCGCCCUUCUCAGCGCUCGCAAAUGUUUUAAUCUUCUUGGGACUUGGCAUUACUCUCUAUUUUCUCCUCUCGGGCGAGCGUUCUACGGAGCCACUGGAUCUCUGGGGCUCUGCAGCUACAUUUCCACUUUUCUUUGGAACCAUUCUGUUCGCGCUCACUGCUGUCGGCGUUGUGAUAGCAGUAGAAAAUAAUAUGAAGACGCCGAAAGCCUUCCUGAAGCCAUGUGGUGUGCUUAAUACCGGCAUGUUCAUCAUCGUGGUGCUCUACGUAACAAUUGGUGCGGUUGGCUACACAUACUGCGUUUCCAAAUGCAGUGACUCUAUCACUCUUGAUCUACCAAAAGGCCCGCUAGCGGCCAGCGUGAUGAUUAUGUUUGCGGUGGCUAUCUUCAUCAGCUACGGUCUCCAUUGCUACGUGCCAGUGGAAGUAGUGUGGAAGGGAUACCUUCUACCGCGGCUGCAACAAAACGGAAGUCAGCGAAUUCGGCUUUGGGAGUAUGGCUUGCGGGUAGUGCUUUGCCUAUUGACCUUUGUGCUUGCCGUAUCAGUGCCGCGUCUGGGGCUUUUCAUCUCACUCUUCGGUGCUUUGUGUUUGUCGGCGUUGGGCAUAUGCUUCCCUGCCCUGAUGGAGGCAUGCCAGUGGUACCCGAAGCGGGCGAGCGUGGAAAGAUCCCUGAUGUUCCUUAAGGAUGCUUUUCUAUUCGUGGUCGGUUUGGUUGGCUUAGUGGCCGGCACGUACACUGCCCUUGUCAGUAUCGUGCGCUCUUUUGGCCCUGCCCCGACCGAUUGACCGCUCCUCACUUCACUCCCCGCCAGCAUUUCAUAUGAUAGUCGCGGUUAUCAUCUCGUAAGCGUCAACUCUUUUGCGAAAGGGUUUAAAAGUUUUGUUUGCUAACGGAGCUUUUUUAUUGCCAACUUUUUUAUAAGUACUACCAGUAUAUAGCCUCGAAUAACAUCAUUUCUUAAAUCAAAUAGUUUAAUUUUUUUUAUAGUUUGUAUUUUUUAUUUUAUGGUGGUUUGUAUUAACACUGUUUAUUUUAUCUACUUGAUUUCGCUGGUGUCCACAUGUUAUAGGGACGGCACCGCUUAUAUUUUUGUAUGUAUGUCAAUUUAUAUCAUGUGUUUGCCCUAAUUUGUGGUCCAAAUAAAAAAAACCAUCCAGCAAUAGAACUAUCAAAACUAUUUCCGAUAAUUACUGCUAAUAAGGCAAUACAGCGUAGCAAUCAUGGUUUCUACGAUGAUGAUAAUUGUACAAUGACGUAAUAUACACUGUGAUUUAUAUCGCUAUGUUGGGGAUUUACAAUAACUAUUCAUAGUGUAAGAGAGCUUCUAGCUUUUAAGUGCUGAUAUUAUUUGUACUUUUAAUAUAGGAGAUACAAUAUUUUAUGUGUUUUAAAUCAAUUUUAUUUUAAGAUUGUAUAAAUAAAAUUAUUUAUAAUUUAAUUUUUAAUUGCACGUCAAUUAGAAAAAGCAAUGAUAGUUAUUAAAAUAUAUUAUGUUAUUUAAA
Molecule: messenger RNA, 2534 nt
Organism: Pieris napi
Lineage: Eukaryota; Metazoa; Arthropoda; Insecta; Lepidoptera; Pieridae
Product: proton-coupled amino acid transporter-like protein CG1139
Exons: 8
Coding region: 405-1817 (470 amino acids)
Biological process (GO): amino acid transmembrane transport
Cellular component (GO): vacuolar membrane
Molecular function (GO): amino acid transmembrane transporter activity
Source: RefSeq, a predicted model, not a curated record